AUGUUUCUUGCGCUGGACUGUGGAAAGAGCCUACUACGUGAGCUGCUUGUAUUCAUUGCUGUGUGGGAUAAGGACGAGCAAAGCCUUAUUUUCCAAGUCACAACGCAGAUUGUCGAGGCUAUUCACCACAGCGCCCUGGUGCCCUAUGCGUGGAAUUCUCUAAGAAUCCCCAAGGACAUCAUCUCCCCGGCGCAAACAGUUCUCUUGCGUCUUGUCAACCAUAUGCUUCGGGCCCGUGCCGCCAGUUCUACCACACAGGAUUCCAAGGACCAGACCAGAGAUCUCAAAUUAGUGCACUUCUUCUUUAGCUUUUUCCGGAGCCGCAUCGUCCCCGAGUGCGCGGCUCUCAUGCAUUUACAAGCUCAGAUUCGCGAGGAGAAUCGUGAUCCCGCCGAGUUUCCGGUCGAUAGCUGGGAUAUGGAACGAGCCAAGGAUGGGCUGUCCCAGUACCUGGAAUUUCUCACGACUGUGGCCGAAAUGGUGGACAUGAGGCCUCAUCUUAUCGAGUGGCAGGCUAUCUAUGAUCUCAUCACGAUCCUCAGCAGCCUAGAGGCCGCCGUGCCGAAGAAACCACUUGUCGAAGUGCCUAAACGCGCCCCAGCAGCAGAGAGCACAUCUAACGCCAGUAACAAUGCCAGCAACGACCCGAUGGUGGAACGGCCAUACGCAACUGGAGACGAAGGCGUAUCUCCAUCACCCCCACCGCCCCCUCUGCAAGAGCCGGCUCACAAGUUCCCAUGGUCUGGCAUAAAGGGCCAGAUAUUCACCAUCAUUGCGACGCUGUUGCAGCCACCACCUGGGCAAAGUACUCCGGGUAAUGCCCAAGUGCAGAUGCAAAUGAUGAAGUACAACGGCAUUGUGCCGCUGCUCAACUGCUGCGCAUAUGACGACCACAAUCCAUUUGCCAAGGAGCGAGUUACUAUCUGCUUGAAAUGGCUAUUGGAUGGUUGUGAAGCUGCCAACAACUUCUUCCGCGAGCUAGUCAACUUGGCACCGCAGCCGAAUCUGCGGCCACCGCCCGGAGGCACCACGGUGUCGACGAUUAAGCUGGAUGGAGUGCAGGGAGAGGUCAAGGUGCAAGUGCGGUCGAACACGGCGCCGCCAUUGGCAGACCGCGGCGCCAGCAGCACUGAUGAGCUGCUUGAGAAGGCAGCCGAACUUAACCUGGGGCUGAAUCAGAGCAAGAGCGGUAGUCGAAGCAACAUUGAGGAAGACUUUAUGGCAUAG
Trichoderma breve is the source of this 1227-nucleotide messenger RNA. RefSeq names its product spinocerebellar ataxia type 10 protein domain-containing protein. The transcript has a single exon. Bases 1 to 1227 code for a protein of 408 amino acids. Gene Ontology annotation, cellular component: cytosol. The record is from RefSeq and is a predicted model, not a curated record. Lineage: Eukaryota; Fungi; Ascomycota; Sordariomycetes; Hypocreales; Hypocreaceae.